AUGCGGCUGUCAAAUGACGCCAACGGCCGGCUGGGGAGCAAGUUUGGUGUAGGCCAGGAGAGCCGCAUCAACAUGAAUCUCCAGGAGGCAUUCUCAAGAGCGGAGGGGUUUGAUACACCCCUUUCGACGAGGGGGGAGGCUGCAGCAGCAAGGGGGGAAGCAGGAGAAGGAGAAACGGACGGCUUGGUUGACUGUAGAUCGCCUCUUAGGCACGUGGACGAGGAUGAGGAUGGAUUCAGGCAGCUGAGGUUGGAUCUUGACUCUGCGAUUGAAGGCAAGCAGGAGGCUGAACGGGCUAACAGCGCCCUCAUUGCCAGCCUCAAUCUGCAGGAGCAGGAAGCGAGGGAACUUAUAGAGAGGAUCGAAAUCGAGGAGGGUAGGAGACGGGAGGCAGAGCGGGCAGCAGCAGAGGCGGAAAGAGAGCUUCAUGAAGCAGGAGCCGCAGCUGCGGCCCUGGCUCAGGCAAACGCUGUGGUGGCAGAGCAGCUUCGGUUGAGCCAGGAGCAGAUUCGAGAGAUGCAGGCGGCGCUGCCGCGGUUGGUGCGGACUGCGGAAGAGAACGUGGAGGCUGAGAGGGAGAUGGAGAGGAUGCGGGAGGAGCUGGCUGGGAUGAGAACACAGGUGUUGAGUGCGGUGGAGAGGGCGGAAGAGGCAGAGAGGAGAGUGAGGGAAGGCGAGUUGGCAGGUGCAGGAAGUGAAGAGGCGGAAAGGGGAGUUGGGGCGCGAGGUAGGGAAGCUGAGGUGGCAGGUGUGGCAGCUGACGUGGUGGAUGAGGGGGGUGAGGUGGCAGCGCGGGAGGAGAGGGUGGGGAAUGAGAGCAAUGAGGCACAGCCACAAGUGGGUGAGCUCAUGAAGAAGCUAGAGGAAUUGGAGGAGAGGUUGCGAGUGGUGGAGAGCAGGGCGAAAGAGGAAAAGGUGUCACCGGAGGAAUCAGUGAGGAAGGUGCAGCAGGAGGAGGAGGAGGAGGAGGAGGAGGAGGAGGAGGAGGAGGAGGAAGAGGAGGAGGAGGAGGUGGAGGUGGGGGAGGUGGAGGUGGGGGAUGGGGGUGGGGGAGAUGGGGGUGGGGGAGAUGGGGGAAAUCGGGGAGCUAGAAGAGAUGGGGGAGGUGGGGGAGGUGGGGGAGGUGGGGAGAUGGGGGAGGUGGGGGAGGUGGGGGAGAUGGGGGAGGUGGGGGAGAUGGGGGAGGUGGGGGAGGGGGGGGAUGGGGGAGGUGGGGGAGGUGGGGGAGAUGGGGAGAUGGGGGAGAUGGGGGAGAUGGGGAUGGGGGAGGUGGGGGAGAUGGGGGAGUGGGGAAGGUGGUGGAGCGAGAAUAGGUGUGGCAAUGCUGCGACAGGUGCGGGAGAGCAUGAGAGCAGGCCUGGUGAGGCUCCAGGAGGAGGAGGAGAGGAGGAGGAGGAGGAGGAGGAGGAGGAGGAGGAGGAGGAGGAGGAGGAGGAGGAGGAGGAGGAGGAGGAGGAGGAGGGAGAGGGAAGGGGGGGGGGAGAGGGAAGGGAAGAGAGAGCGGGAGGGGGAGGGGGAGUGGGAGGGGGAGGAGGAAGAAGGGGAGAUGGGGGAGAUGGGGGAGAUGGGGGAGGUCUUACAAGCGGUUCAGGGGGGGAGGUGGCGAAGAAGGGAGGUGCACUGGAUGAGGGGGAUGAACGAAGCAAUGACGUGGGAGAGGGAGAGAUGGCUGUUGACGGUGAUGGGGAGAGUGGGGGGCGGAGGAAGAAGGGAGAGAGAAGAAGUGGGAGGAAGAAGCAAGGGGUGAGAAGGAGGGAGCGAGCUGGGGAAGGAACUGAACGGGAGGAAACGGAGGAUGGUGAUGGGGGAGAGGUGGUGGUGAGCAUUCCUGUGCGUGCUACUGUUGAAGCUGCUGAUGCUGCUGCUGGCGUAGAAGCGGUGGGUGGAGAUGGGUACACGGUGGUGGAUGUGCGGGCAGGUGUGGAGAUAGAUGUGGGGAAGGGUGUGGGUUCAGUGGCACCGCAUCCACGAGCCACUCCUGAGCCCCUCUCCACCCUGCAUACAUUAACGUUCGAAGAGCCUCAAGAAUCGUCAGUGGUGGUGGCCCAGCCACAGAUCAGUCUGGUAGACUUCUCAGCCUCGCAUGAACUGGGAGCAGGGAGGGCAGGAGCAGGUUCGAGAGCAGGGACCGGGGGUGGAGGAGGUGGGAUUGAACGAGGGACAGAGAGUACAGGAGGAGAAGAAGCGGGUGAAGGACUAGGGGGUGAGGAGGAGGAGAGAGAGAUUGGGGUGAAGAACCCGAGGAGGAAGAAGCAGCUCUUCACAUUGGCCGAGGUGGAGUUGCUGGUGGCUGCUGUGGAGAAGCUUGGCACGGGCAGAUGGGUGGAAGUGAAGGAUAGGGCGUUUCCCACUUCACGCAGGUCAAACGUAGAUCUCAAAGACAAGUGGAGGAACCUGCUAACUACCAAUUCAAGUCAGCUGCCACAGGAGCUGUUGAAUCAAGUGAAGCAGGUGGACGAGUACUGGAAAGAGCAGGCCAGAAUCCAGCGAGAGAAUCGAGAACGAGGAGCAGCCAGCGGCAGCGAAGCGGACGGAAUGGCAUGUGAGACAAACGGAGGAGCAGUUGGAGCAAGGGGAGGAGCAGGCGAAGCAGCUGAAUGCAGGGUUGGGGCGACACAGGAGGAAGGGGGGGCAGGCGUAGUGGACGACUAUGACGAGGAGGCGAGGCUGCAGCAGCAAGGGGAGGUGAGCAUUGUUGCGCAGGCACGUCCCUAG
Molecule: messenger RNA, 2715 nt
Organism: Closterium sp. Yama58-4
Lineage: Eukaryota; Viridiplantae; Streptophyta; Zygnematophyceae; Desmidiales; Closteriaceae
Source: the annotation of a GenBank genome assembly